CUCAUAUCUUAGAAUUUUAACUGUUGCAGUCUAAUGUUCAAGUGAUACGAAUUGUUGGAUGCGGUGAUAGAGUUUAGGCAGUGUAGCAGUUAAAAGUGGUUUUCUUUGUUGGGUUUUUUGACAAUUUGGAUGGCCAGUGUGCAACAAAGCAGAUACUUUACGCCUUGUAGGAAAUAAUGUAAAUGAUGCACUGUUCGAAAAAAUAGCAGAAACUAGAAUGAUUAGAUAUAAACUCUUCCCUCUUCUCCUUAUUUACAUAACAUCCACAACGAAAUGCGAAAUUUCACGAAAGAAGCUAGAAGAUAAAUCCCGUACAAACGCCAUACGACAUGCAUCAAAAAAUGAUGAACGUUUCUUUAUAUCUAAAUCUACAGGAUGGAUAUUUCCACCGAACAAUGCUUCCGAAAGAAAAAUUAACCAAGAUCAAAUUCCAGCUUCAGCAGAAUUUGGAGGUUACCAUUAUUUACCACCACCACAUUCUUUGACCAGUGAUCAUGACAAAGAUUGUAGUCCUUGUAACCUUGAACCGUGGAUACCAAUAGCAGGCCAUAAUAAAUAUAACAACGGAAAUCAAAACCAUUUUUCUAGUCCCGCACAUAGUGUAAAUAGUAAUUUAAAUAACGGAUACUCUGGAUUAUAUGGAACACCUCCAAAUGUCCAAUACGGAGUUCCAAAACCUCAGUAUGGGCCUCCACAACAAGAAUAUGGGCCACCUAAACAAGAAUAUAGUCCACCUAAACAAGAAUAUGGACCACCUAAACAAGAAUAUGGGCCACCUAAACAAGAAUAUGGGCCACCUAAACAAGAAUAUGGGCCACCUAAACAAGAAUAUGGGCCACCUAAACAAGAAUAUGGACCACCUAAACAAGAAUAUGGACCACCUAAACAAGAAUAUGGACCACCACAACAAGAAUAUGGACCCCCACAUCAAGAAUAUGGACCACCCAAACCACUGUUCGGACCUCCAAAGCAAGAAUAUGGACCACCCAAGACUUUAUAUGGUCCCCCAAAUCCUUUACACGGUGCUCCCCCUCCAUCUUCGGGAGAUGUGUUCGUAUUAGACUAUAUGAUCCCUCCUCCAGUUCAUUACAAAUUACCUAGUUUGAUGUACGGUCCACCCAAGAAGUUAUAUGGUCUUCCCAAGCCAUUGUAUGGGGCUCCGAAACCGUCCUAUGGACGUCCCAAACCAAAUUAUGGUCCUCCUAUCAAACCGAAUUACGGCCCGCCACCUAAGCCAAAUUAUGGCGUACCGCCCAAACCAGAAUAUAGACCACCUCAAGAUUUUAAUCCUCCGAAAGUUGAAUACGGUCCACCCAAACCGGUAUAUGGUCCUCCUCCUAACCAAGAUUAUGGUCUUCCACCAAGCAUUUUCAACCCACCCCCUCCUCAACCUGAGUAUGGUGUUCCACCAGCACCGGUUUAUGGUGUACCAAAUAAGCCAAUAUUUGAAAUACCGAAACCAGAUUUUACUAUUCAACGUUUACCAUCGCCUACGCAAAAUUCGCAGUCGACUGUUCUCGAGAGAAUACCGGAUAGUUUUCCAAAUAUUAAUGAUUUACAAGAUGCUGUUUCUCAAAAUUUUAUUCCACCACCACAAGCUUCUGUAGACAGUUCUCAAGUUGUUGAUAAUUCUGAUUCUCACUUGGCUGAUAUUCCAUUGGACAACGGUUUCAUUCCCCCACCUGUACCAUCAGACAGUUACGGCAACCCUGUAACUGGUGAAAAUUUUGAAUACAAUCCACAAUUUGAUUCUUUACCAGCUCCAAGCGGUGAUAACGAUCAUUCGUUUAACACCAACAUAAAUAAUGGUCAUCAGUUUAACUUACAAAAUCCACAAGUACAUUUGCCCAACUUAAGUCCAGUACCUGCAUUACCCAUUUAUGAAUUUAGAAAUUUCAAAGGACAUCAAAACAAUGAUCAGAAUGUCCAAGUGCAAAAAAGCGUCAAAGUUGCUGAUUUUGUAGCUUCUGUAGAACAUCCCAUAAACAUUAUACAGUCGCCAUUAGUUGAGCUUCAGAUCAAUGAAGAACCUGAACACAACUAUCAAAAUAAUUCAGUUUAUACCACCCGUAACGCUAAAACUCAUUAUCCUGAAAAUAAUUUACCAAACUUUUCAAAUGAUAUUGGAAAUUUCAAACUCAGCGAAAACCCUAUUGUGGUAGAAGAUACACAUACAUCUGCUACUAAUAUUAAAAGUAACGUAUCGGCGAUAGAUACUUCUCAAAAACGAAACAUUGACAAAUACUUAUCAGGAAGUAGUAAAGACAUUUCAAAAAUAAAUAAAGCACAAAACGAAGCUGAUCUAAUAAAACAACUAUUGAUCGAAAAAGGUAUUCUUGGAGAUCCAAAAACUAAGCCUCUUGGAGUGAAAACGAUGAAUCAAACCUCAACUUUCCAUCUACCUACUAUAGAUUAUAACAAUGAUUGGGUUCCGAAGUACCAUCCACCAGCGGUAUCCAGUUCGAUGGUACCACCACCGUUUAACAGCAAGUCAUCUUGGGUACAAACCAGUACUCAAAAACCAAUUCAGAUCAUCGUCCCUUAUACAAACAAAAUUAAACCUACAGAAAGUUAUACAACUCUUGUACCCUCGUAUACACCUCCAAUGGCUACCGAGAAUUCAGUUUGGGCCAAGUUUUUAACCAACAUUGAUACAACUAAUUUAAACAAAGUUACUAGCAAACCUUUUACGAAAGUUAGUACAGCCGUUUACAAUAUUAAAGAUCUAAUAGCUGCCAAUGAUUAUAAUACCGUUAAAGAACAACUGCCCUACGAUAUAAUAUCGUUACAAAAAAAUAUAGACGAUUGGACCCACCAAUCUUUUUCCCAUGAAAAGACUGCUCCAGAUCCAGUGUUAUCACCAAAACAAAUACCAGCAGAUUUCUUCACACCAAAAACUACUACGUAUUCUAAUGAUAUAUUUGAUCACCAGUCAGCAGAAUCUUCUAGAAAAGAAACUGAAAUUGAUGCAGAUAUAGAAACAAACAUCAUUGUUGCUGCAGAUGCAGCUAGUACUGAUACUUCUACAACACCUUUACCAACGACCACAGAAACCAUUCUAGUCAAAAAGGAGCAAAAAUCGUCUUGGAAAUCUGCUUACGUUACAGUUAGUCCCCAUUCCAAAGAAAAGGUGUACGUGGUAACUCCGCAAGCCUACAGUUUUGUGACUUCCAGUCCCGCAAAUGCUUGGAGCAUGGCUCCGAAAGUACAAAAUGGUACCUACAACAAUGUAACAGUGAAUUCGCAAAGGUUCUCUGUUAGGAUAGAACCGCAAAGUAAUGAGUCUAGAGAAAAGAUGCAGAAGAGCAUCAAGAACGCUAUCAAGGUAGUCUACAGCGAGUGGCCUCAUUUAAUUAAUAACCUCCAAACAACUACAACUAAGCCAACAUCUGGACAUCCACUCUUUGGACUUAUGGGCAUAACGGCAUACACCCCGCCACCUAAUUCUACAAUAGAAACUUGGGUUGGACAUUCAAAGGUCGUCACAGUUGUAACUCCAUCUUCGAAAGGAGACAAAACCAAAGAUGCCUAGUUAGAGAUGCCUACAACAAAGAAUAUGUUCGAAUUGCAUAAAGGAAGAUGACUACGCCCACACUGUACACCUACAAUCCCUAGGCUGAAUUGAACAGAUAUCUCUGUACAUCUCUGUAAAGCAUUUAUUUAAUGUAGAAUAACCUACAU
Messenger RNA from Psylliodes chrysocephalus, 3681 nucleotides. The record is from the annotation of a GenBank genome assembly. Lineage: Eukaryota; Metazoa; Arthropoda; Insecta; Coleoptera; Chrysomelidae.